AGCAGAUUAUGUAGAAUAAUUCUUUGAUGAUUCAUCUCCGGAAUAAGGACCAAAAUAUUACUUCCAGAUUUUAAGUGGACAAUAAUAUGAGUGAUUUGUGUGUGGACAAAAAUGUGACAACCCGUAUUUUGCAACCCUAUCCCCAUCCGCGCAUCUUCUUCUUCCGUAAAUUUGCAAGGCUAUCUCAAGCUUCUUCUUCCUCCAUGUGCCUUCUCUGCUACAUAGCAAUCAAUUCAAUGACCAGACCUCUUCUCCGCCACCGCCGCUCUCUUGUUUCCGCCGCCGCAAUUCUUAUUCUUCUCAUUUCUACUUCGCCUCUGCAAUCUUCUCUGCCCUCAAUCUUCCAUGGCUGCACCUUCGAUAGAUCUGUCUUCCUCGAUGCGGUGCCGCCGAUGUUGGUGUCGGCUUCGUCACCCUUGAUGGACAACCUCUCCAAUUCGAGGUAGCGGGUGCUGGAUCCAUCAUCCUCGAUGCCGGAGACAUUGAUACGGAUCAUGACGGCGGAGAUGUCACUACAGAUAUGUCACUGUGUCCGGUGAUGGCGGAUAUGUCACUGUCGAGAUUAGCUGCGAAAGUUUCACUACGAACAUGUCACUAUGCAUUAGUCACAUUUUUGUUCAAAUAUAAAUGUGAUAACUUUUUUGAAAAUGAGCUUUAGUUUAGUAAUAUUAAGGGGAAAACCCCUUCAUCUCUUAGCCAACUAAUAUAAAUAGAGUGCUCAACCGAAAUUUUGAAGUAAUUUAGAGGUUUUAUCUAUAUCUAUCCCAUAAAUUUGUUUUCUUGUUUUGGAUUAUUGGAUAUUAGUUCAGUUUAUUCGUGUUUUGGAGUUGGAAAGAGAAUUAAAUAACUACAGAUCAAUUCGAUUUUUUACAUUCAGUUUUGUAAAGCACUGCGUUACUGCUUAUUGUAUUUGUAGGUCGCCAUAUGGAUCUUUUAUCUAAAGCAUACUCUGGUUCAUUUGAGGAAGACGAUGAUGUCCAUGUCGAAGCUGAACGCAACGCACUCAGAUGGAAUCCUCAGAAACGGGCCAAAUUCGAACCAUCUAAUCGAGGGUUUAAGUCCGUGCCGGUGGUUCACCCGAAUGACGCCUCAAACCCCCCAUCGGAGAGCCCUCUACCCGGCAGGUACAUCUCCAAGCGAGAGAGAAGCGCACUGGUUUCCGCUUCGAGGGAUUCCAGCCCCAACCAGCCUCCCUCUCAAUUUUCACCAGUGAUGGGACCUAUUUCUGCUGUAGAUCUUCCUCAAAAUAUUUUAUCUGCAUUGAAGCAUCAAUCUAACAUAAAUAAGCGCUCUGUCCAAAUGCCUGAGAGACUUACAGUAGCUCUUGAUGGACACUCAAGAUCAGUUAAUACUGUGCAGUGGUCAAGAAGUCAUUUGUUCAGCCUUCAGCUCACCUUCUUGCAUCUGCUGGCAUGGAUCAAACUGUUUGCAUAUGGAGUGUUUGGAGUAAAGGUAAUAAGAAAGUGCGCGUAUUCAAUCAUCACACUGCUGCUGUAAAAGAUGUGAAGUGGUCACAUAAUGGUCUCUCGGUGCUCUCAUGUGGAUAUGACUGCUCUUCGAGGCUAACUGAUGUUGAAAAAGGAGUUGAAACUCAUAUAUUCAAGGAGGACCAAGUUGUAGGAGUGGUAAAAUUUCAUCCGUACAAUUUCAACCUCUUCAUGUCUGGUGGGUCUAGAGGUGGCCUUAAGUUGUGGGAUGUUAGAACCGGAAAGGUUGUCCAUCAAUAUAAGAGGAAUCUUGGUCCAAUACUUGAUGUAGAAUUCACAAUUGAUGCCAAGCAGAUGAUCUCUUCAAGUGAUGUUUCUGGAAGCAAUAUCAGUGAAAACUCAAUAAUCAUUUGGGAUAUUUCUCGGGAAAUUCCCUUAUCUAACCAGGCAUUUCUUCCAGGUCUACAGUGAAGCCUAUACUUGUCCCUCUAUACGAUGUCACCCUUCUGAUGCCUACUUUAUUGCACAAUCAAAUGGAAACUACAUAGCAAUCUUCUCUGCCUCCCCUCCCUUCAGACUUGAUAAAUACAAAAGGUAUGAAAGCCAUAGUGUGACCGGAUUCCCCAUCAAAUGCAAUUUCAACUUGGAUGGGACUAUCAUUGUAAGUGGGUCCUCAGACGGACAUAUCUACUUUUACAAUUCCAAAUCAGGUCACCUGAACAAAAAGAUCAAGGCAUAUGAUGAAGCUUGCGUAGAUGCCGUCUUCCAUCCUGUGAUGCCAAACGUUGUUGCUUCUUGCAGCUGGAAUGGAGAAGUUUCUGUUUUUGAUUGAGAUGGUAAAUUUGUUUUCAGAUAUUGCCAUUUUGGUAAAAAGCUGAACUCUCCAGAAAGGCAAGUAUUGGUCGUGUAAAUUUAUGUGAUAAAUGCCUGUUGUUGAGAUGGAGAUAGAUCCUGACAGCAAUGUUGCUGGAGCAUGUAAUCUGGACAAGCUAAAGCUAUAGAUGUCAAAUUGGUUAUACUUGUUAAUUGUUAUACGGAGUAUAUUUUAUUGAAUGUGGUUAUACUUGUUAUAUAAAACUUGCAACUUGAUUCGGGA
Cuscuta europaea is the source of this 2523-nucleotide messenger RNA. NCBI's taxonomy places the organism in Eukaryota, Viridiplantae, Streptophyta, Magnoliopsida, Solanales, Convolvulaceae. The record is from the annotation of a GenBank genome assembly.